Tetrahymena thermophila SB210 is the source of this 3486-nucleotide messenger RNA. RefSeq names its product DENN (AEX-3) domain protein. The transcript is spliced from 16 exons. NCBI's taxonomy places the organism in Eukaryota, Ciliophora, Oligohymenophorea, Hymenostomatida, Tetrahymenidae. Gene Ontology annotation, biological process: regulation of Rab protein signal transduction. Gene Ontology annotation, molecular function: protein binding. The record is from RefSeq and is a predicted model, not a curated record. Gene Ontology annotation, cellular component: cytoplasmic vesicle.
AUGAUAGCUACAACAAAUAGGGUCUUCGAUUAUUUCACUACCAUAGGCAUUGAUGAUAAAUUAAUAGAGACUCAUAGAUCUGAGGAAGAUCUUCCAUUGAUUGGGCUAGAGGUUAUAUAAUUAAGUUCUGGUAGCUUUAAGGAUACAUAGACUGAAAAAUAUGUAGAUAUUUUGGGAGAUAAAAGUUUAUGGCUUAGGUGCUACUAUGGUAAAGAUAAACCAGCAAUUACAGAGAUAGGAGUGUAUUAUUUUAAGAUUAUAGAUGGGGGAAUAGCUAUUAAAGCAAAGCAUAAUUAUAUUCCUGUUUCAAUUGUAAAAAGUAUAGAAGAUAGGCAUCCUCAGACUACAUAAUAAACGGUAGAAGGAUUUGAUUACUGGAAAGGAAAUUUCGAUCUAACUUAAUUGAUUUAAGCUGACUAUAAACCAGGAUAUGCUUUUGCUAUGUCAUAUAAGGUUUAAAGCAAAAACAAUUUCAAUACAUAAAUUUUAAGAGUAAAAGUUAUCACAGCUAAAAUUUCAAACAGUAAUAAACUUAAAAGUGGAAGUUUGCAUGUAGUUGUGCCUAUUUAGCAUGAAGUUAUUAAUUUUUCAUUUGGCCUUUAGGAAUAAAAUAGAGUGUUUUGCCUUCAAAGAGAUUACGAGAUAUAAAACAAAAGAUAUAAGCCAGCAGUACUUGAUAGGUACCCUUUAGCUGAUCAUAUGCAUACUCCUUUUCCAGAUGCUGUUUCAUAGUUCUGUUUUCCAGAAGGUGUGAAAUUCAAAAGGGAUAAUUCAACUUAACCAGAGUGUUUUAAUUUUGUGCUAACUCUAUAAGAUGGAUGCAGAAUUUACUGCACUUGUUUAAUUUUUAAUGAAGUUCCUGAUCAAAAAGUGAUAGAAUAACUAGGACAUAUAAAAAUUGAUGACUAAACUCCUCUUUUUGUGUAAAAGGCAAUUUGCUUGAUUUCUCACUAUAACUAUUUUGAUGAGUAUAAACAAAUAUUAAAGCAUCUAUAUAGACUAUCCUUAUCAAAGAAUGAAAUACCUAUUGAAAGAUUUAUAUGCAAUAUAGUUGACGAUAUUAGAUUGCCUUUAGAAAUAACUGAUUGGGGAAAGCUAGGAAUUCAAUAUGAAAUAGGGCCAGAAACUGUUAUUUUUGGGACUUCUCAUAAAUACCCACCAUUUAGUGCAAAAAGUCUGCUAACUUUAUUUAGACUUUUGGAUAUAGAUAAAAUUAUUUUCCUUUUUGAGUGUAUCUUAUUAGAAAAAAAACUAUUCAUCAUAAGCAAGUAUAAGUCCGUUAUUACUUAAGUGGCAGAAGCUUUAAUUAGUCUUAUAUUUCCAUUUUAAUGGAAUCAUGUAUACAUUCCUAUUCUUCCUGAUAUGUUUAAAACUUAUAUGGAAGCUCCUCUUCCUUUAAUCAUAGGGCUAGAGCAAAAAUUAAAAAAUUUUGAUAUAUCUUCUGGUAUCUAAUCAGAAAGUAUUUAAGCCUAUUUAGAUAGUAACGACUUGAUAAAUAUUGAGUGGAUGCCUGCCCUUCCAGAAAAAUUUUUGAAACAACUCAAAAAAAGAUUGCAACCUUAUUCUAAUUUGCAUUUGCCUAUUUAAGAUGUAAAAAAUUUCUUAGAUAUGCAAGAUUUGGCAUUUGAAAAUCCUUUUGCUGAAGAUGAAAUACCACCUGUUAACUUCGAUGCUUUUGACAUAAGAGAUUCUUUCUUAGAGUUUGUCUCUUCAUUCAUGAUGAAAUAUAAAAAGUUUUUAAUUCCUCCAGAUAAAAAGAAAUCAAACAAAGAAAUGAGUGAAAUAUUUGACACAAGAGAAUUCUUAAAUUUCCAUAAAUCUUCAAAACAAGGAACUUUUCUUUAAAAAUUCACAGAAACUACAAUGUUUUCUUACUUUAUCGAGACAAGAACCUAAAUUUCUCCCUUCGAACCUUAUUACUAAUUUUUUGAUAUAUGCUUAGAAAAAAAGAGAAGUAAAAAGGAUCCCAUAUUAUUUGUAAAGGAAUAGCUCACCAAAACUAUAUUUGUACAACAACCAAGCGAAUAAGACUUAGAUAAGUCCUAGUAUUAUUCUUAUGAACGAUUCCCCAAGUUGAAACCUGAGUUAUUUACUAAAUGCCAAAAGUUAGAAGAAGUCAUAAAAGCUGAAUUUAAUUUGAUGGAAAUAGAACAGUAACAAGAAGAUACAAGUUAAUUCGAUGAAUAUAGAUGGGCUAAAUAUUUAUAUGAGUAGAUAUAUUAUAUCUGGUUCUAAAUAUUUAUAGUGAAGUUAAAAUAAGACUUUUUUUCACCUUACUACACCAAGCUAACUGAUUAUGCAAUAUUCUUAUUAGGUUAGUUGAGAAAAAAAAACCAUGCUUUAACAGAAAUUAUGUACAGAUUUGUUAUUGAGGCUUGUGGAUAUUAUGGUAAAGAUGAUAGAGUUAUUGAAUUAGUUUAAUAAAUGAAAGAAUAAAAAAUCGAAACAUCUCCUAUUACUCAUGGAAUCUUCUUUUAAGCAGUCACUUAAUCUAAAGAAUAUUUUGCCGCUCAGGAGGAAAUAAGAAAAAAAGUAUUUGAAAACCAAAUGACAAUAAUCGAAGAAGAUUCUAAAGAUAAUGAAAAUUAAGAACAAAAAAUUGCAAAAGGACUGAAUAACAUAAAAUUAAAUGUAGGAACUUAAAUUUAAUAGCAAAAUUUUAAAAGCAAAUUUGAUAAUAUUCUAUUUACAAUUAUCGAGACAUGUCCUAAUUGUAACAGAAAUCUCUUCCCAGAAGAAAUUAUAAGUAAUUGGAAAAAAGGGAAUACUGAUUAUAGAACGAAAUGUCCAAUACCCUCUUGUUCUCAUGAGUUUGUAUCAAAGUUUUAAGUUGUUACUUUAGAGGAAAAGUAAGGGAUAGAUAUUACUAAUGUUAGUGUUUAUAAUAACUUAAGAAAGUAAGUGGAGUUUUUAUCUCCUUUGAUUGUAAGAAAAGAAAUUGAAAAUAUAAUGAAGUAGAAGGGCUAGAGCUCAAUUAUGAGUAAUAAGUUUGAAGAAGAACACCCUAUAAUUUACUGGAAUAUCAUACUUUAUUUUAAGUUAAUAAGGGCACCAACAUUUUUCUUGGAAUUUAACUAACCUGAACAAUAUUAUAAUUACCAUGCUAUGCUUUGUGAAAAAAAAAUACAGGAUUCAAUAAAAAAUUAAGAAAAAGGUAUUCUUUCUAAAAUGAGUGAAUAUUUCUUUUAAAAUAAAAAAGAGGAAGAUGAUAAAACAAGCCAUUCUUCUUUUACUCAUUUAAGUCCUCCUCAAGACAACGCUUCUAUGGGAUCAGUUGGUGCAAGAAAAGAUUAAAAAGAUUCAGCAAUUAUUAAUUUUGGAACAAAGUCAAUUAAAAAAAUAUUUACUCAGUUGCUGAUAAAGCUGAGAAAAGAUGGAGAAAAUAAGUUACAUGAUCUAGAAUUGAAAAAGUAAAGUUAAAAUUUAAUAGCUGAGGAGUAAGGAAAGAAUUCUGAGAAGAUGGACAUUCCAUCAGAAAGAUAAUGA